Messenger RNA from Rodentolepis nana, 975 nucleotides. The record is from the annotation of a GenBank genome assembly. Lineage: Eukaryota; Metazoa; Platyhelminthes; Cestoda; Cyclophyllidea; Hymenolepididae.
AUGGCAGAUGUUUCGCAGGCCCCUAAUAAAUUAUUAAAUUUAUCCCCAAUUGAAGCCUUGCCACCUUAUUUAACGAUAUUUGAGAAUGCCGCUGCAGAAGUCAAGAAAAUCAAAGAAACAGAGUCAAAUGUCGUUAAUUCAUCGGUGAAUCUCAAAGGAACAGAGGAUGAUAUAAAGCGAUUGCAAGUUGGUCUUAUGUUCCUCGCGCUUACUGAUUCAACGGCAACCAAAUGGGCUAUGCAAGAUAUUAUUUUGAUAUCCAGAGAUAAUCUCAUCUAUAUCUUGUCAGAAAUAACUCGUCUUAUUGCUGAAGUUUGGCCAAAGUUUCAGCCUGAAGUUCAGAAAAACGCGCUUAAUGUAGUUGAUGAGUUAUUUGCUACCCGAGGUGCUAACAUAGACUUAUUAAUGAUGCAUUUACUUCGAAGAAUAAAUUCUGGUGAUUUAAGUCAGCAAAAUUUAUGGCUUGCUCAGUCGGUGCUAGAUCUUUGUAUCAAGUAUAGAGAAUCUUUAGUAACGGAUCGCAAGCAAAAUCUCCUGCAAUAUGCAAUCUUUCAUUUCCUCCGUAUUAUACCUGAUCAUCAUAGUGAUACUAAUCCCUAUAUAACCCAACUUCCGCCUCCAACUCGCCAAUUAAUUAUGCAGAACCUGUUCCAGAGAGAGUCAAAGUUUGUCGUUGAUCUGAUUCGGUCCAAUUACGAUCAAUGUUGUUUUGGGCGAGAAUUUAUACGAAUGCUCUAUAUUGUUUCUGGACUUCCACCAUUUCAAAAACUCUGGAAUGAUAUGUUCAACGAUUUGUCUGCUUUAAAUACAAAUAAAAGUGUUUCUGAGAUUCUCCUAAAUGCCACGAAUCCCUCUAUGAACAACUUCUUAAUCUCCUUCGAAAUGGAAAAGUAUAUUCAUUUUAUGCUCCAAUGCGUUCAUGUUGCUCCACAUUUCCCCACCAGGAGAUAUCAAGAAAUGUUUACUGUAAGUUAA